AUGCAAGACUCGACGUGUGAAGGUAACUAUGAUCUCCCAACGAUCCAUCCUUUUUCUAGAUUGAGCCACUCUGACACCCUACCCUCCCAGUGCGACGAGACCAAACCAACAUGUCAAAGAUGCAAGAAGGCCCAGCGGGUCUGCCUAUGGGCCCCAUCUGAACAGGCACGCUUCUCGAUCCAUCUGGAAAACCGCUACGCGAGCGGCCAAACCAAGCGCCCACGAGGGCCUCGACGAGCUCUCAGCACUACUAGUACGUCCAGGACAUGCAGCACAGGCACCAACACAAACACUCUUCUUCCCCGCGAGCCACGUCUCGACCUGCAGACUCGAGCAGUCUUACACUAUCUGCAUCAUCAAGUACAGACGCGCGCGGAGGCGCCCAGUCUCGCAAAGACUCUCUACGACUGUGUCUCGUCCAGGACGGGACAGUCCGAAAUGGUCGACCUGGCCAUCUCAUCGAUCGCUCUAGCCGUCUAUUCCCAUACCCAGCACCACCCUCCCGCAGCUACCCAGGCGACAGUGCAAUACCAGCACCUCCUACGAGUCGUGCGAUCGACUUUACCCAGAUUAGACCGCUACAACAUCAACGCCUGCUUGUUGGCGAUCUGUCUGAUGGGCCGAUACGAAGACACCGUCUCCCGACCGGACAGCAUUGCCUCGUGCCCGAGUUUCUCGCAUCACGACGGAGCGCUGGCCGUGCUGAGGAUCUGGCGGGAUCUACAGAAGCGCCUGCUCUCAUGCCAGGAGAUGAUGACGAUGGAGGUGGGGGUGCCGGAUAUCGUCAAACAGACUCGCCGCGGACUGAUCAGGUCGGCGAUGCUCCGCAACUUGUCGUUCCCCGGCUGGAUCAGCGACGGCAGUGUCUUCGGCGAGUCUGGCCGCGAGCUUGUCUAUGACAGUAUUCUCGUGGACUUGACUAACCUGCGCCACCGGCUGGGGAACGUCGAGACCGGGAGCACGACUGAUUACUAUUCCGAACUGGAAAAGAUGAAUUACCAAGCGGUCGAUCUCGAUCUGACGUUGCAGAGAUGGUCCAACCAGUUUCCUUCCGCUUGGAACUAUGAGCGUUGCUGGCUGGAUGGUGCAGAGAGAGACCGACUCCCUGACCAUUUCUACUCUGAUGCUGCUGCUGCUGCUAGUGCUAGUCCGGUGUAUGUGUACGCUUAUACCAGUGCCGUCUAUGCCGCUGUGUGGCUGCAGUAUUUCUCCACCAGGAUGCUGCUGGGCAGUACACGCUUGAGGAUCCUUCGUCUCCUGAUCCAGGCUUGUCGAGUUGGGGCCGUGCAGGAAGGGGAUCAGGAUCCCCUCCAUGUUUCCACUAUGGCAGAGCGCUACGGACAGGAAUAUAGGGAGUGCUUGGCCCAGCUGAAAUCCGCGGCAGACGGUCUGGCGGCGAGUAUACCUUCCUGUCUGGGCCGAGUUAAGUUGAAGACGGAAAGGCAGGGUCAGCCCCGGCCUCGGAAGCAAACAGCGAGCCCUGUCAACGCGACGGGCACGCGUAGUACCGGCACGAAGGACUCAGAGCUCGGAAUCUGUCACGGACAAGACGAAGGCCUCUACACCAGUGGCAGUACUAGUUCCAUCACUACUACCGGGACUAGUCGUACUGCAGGUUCAGGUUCAGGUUCCGGUCCUGCUUUCUCUCAAACGGAGUCUUCCACCUCCACGCCGCCAGAAUCGGCAGCACGGCAUCCUAGUACGCCAUCGACAUCCUCGAUCUCUCCGAUCUCAACAUCGCUGGCUCCACCAUCUUCUUCUACUUCCUCUUCUUGUUCUCCUUCCUCAGCAUAUCUCAACUCAGGUCCUGCAACAUUACCGAUUGCAAGUCACCAACUACCAGAUUCGACAGCGACAGCGCCAGAAUCAGAAACAACACCAGCAUCAUCAGCAAUGGCGAUACCUAUACCCAAUGAAAUCAACAUCAACCCCUAUCUCGCAUCUCUCGCUGUAUGGCCACUCAGCAUCGCCUCUGGGAUUGAUAUGAAUAUGAACUUCAACAUGGAACCAAAUCGUCCAACCUCGCCGGCGGGACUAGGAGGUUUAGGGACCUGCGGUGAUAAUAUCGUGGACCAGAGUAACACUAUCCCUAUCACUAUCAGUACUACCACUAUUACCGGUAGUGGUGGUAAUACUGGUAGUUUCAACACUCAUACUACUCUCUCCUCCUCGACCAGGGAACAAGAAGACCCAAAAAGAGAAGAUUGUUUGGAUUCCUCCGAUUGGUCCACGUCAAUCCAGGCCGAACUGGCGAAUAUGCAGACCUGGUUCCGUGCGGAAUUGGGUCGUCUUGGCCGAGUCAUCGGAACGAGAGUCGUCGAGGGUGCGCAGGUGAAUGGGGAGUGGUGGGUGCGGUUAUAG
This is a messenger RNA of Capronia coronata CBS 617.96, 2361 nucleotides long. RefSeq lists its product as uncharacterized. Bases 1 to 2361 code for a protein of 786 amino acids. NCBI's taxonomy places the organism in Eukaryota, Fungi, Ascomycota, Eurotiomycetes, Chaetothyriales, Herpotrichiellaceae. Gene Ontology annotation, molecular function: DNA-binding transcription factor activity, RNA polymerase II-specific; zinc ion binding. The transcript has a single exon. Gene Ontology annotation, biological process: regulation of DNA-templated transcription. The record is from RefSeq and is a predicted model, not a curated record.